This is a messenger RNA of Linum trigynum, 264 nucleotides long. NCBI's taxonomy places the organism in Eukaryota, Viridiplantae, Streptophyta, Magnoliopsida, Malpighiales, Linaceae. The record is from the annotation of a GenBank genome assembly.
AUGCAGCUCGUGCAGUUCCAUCUGGCGAUAUAUCGAGUGGACGAUGUUCUGCUUCCCGCGGCUAUCUUCGACCCCAAGGAGAAAUCCCCUGCAGCAGCGGCUCCAGCUGCGGCGAAGAAGGUGAAGGCGGGUGAUGAGUCAGACGAUGAGGGUGAGGAUGGGGAUGGGGUUAGCAAAAAUAUCUCGCGGGGAGUAAUUGUGGGUUUUGGUUCUUUGUCACUUGGAAUUUGUAUUGUUCUGGCGCAAAUUGCUCUUUUUUUGUGA